Messenger RNA from Musca vetustissima, 1395 nucleotides. Its product is annotated as EF-hand domain-containing family member B-like. NCBI's taxonomy places the organism in Eukaryota, Metazoa, Arthropoda, Insecta, Diptera, Muscidae. Bases 1 to 1395 code for a protein of 464 amino acids. The record is from RefSeq and is a predicted model, not a curated record. The transcript is spliced from 4 exons.
AUGGAUAAAACGUCCACUCCCCAUCCUGCUGGAGAACAACGCCUCGCAAAAAACGAACGGAUAGGUGAUGGUUUAGAGGAAGCUGCCGGAUAUAUUUUAAAUGCAAAAUGUCGCAAAUCGAUACAAAAGGCAAGAGAAAAUUUUGCAAGUCUGAGUACCUCCCCCGUACUACCCGAAGAACAUGUUAAUGAUCUCCUAAGUCCCGAAUUAAAGAAAAGUCAUUUUGUUACAUUUCGUGAACAAUUUUCUGAGGAUAUGUUUUUUAAAAAAACAAAAUUGGGACAAGUUUAUCCGUUGCAAUCGAAACCCGAGAGGCUGACAAAUGAAAAUUUCACCUAUGGCAGGAAAAGUUUGAAAACCGACAGUUUAUAUGAAUUGAUGCUGCCAAAGAAAACGGCCGGUGAAAUUAAUAGAGAUUUUAUUAACUGGCAUGAUAAAUAUGUUAUAUCGCAUGGGCAUUAUUUUCCGGCAGAUAGGAUUCAAAGAAGUUACAAUGAAAAUUUCAAUCCCAAUAAAACCUUUGGUAUUUGCAAGAACACCGAUACCUCGGGGCGUAUGGUCCGGGAAUGCAUGCAACAGCCGAAAGGCUUUGUUGUCAUAAAUGGUACCCAAAAGAAAUUUAGUGAUCGCACUGUAGGCCAAUUGGGAAGAUCUAUAAAAAGGACCGAACCUAUUCUGCAAGUUGCAAUUCCGCCUAUAUCUAAAUCCAAUAAUGACAGUCAAAACAUUCGUUCUAUAUUGGAAAACGCCGAAUUUUCCGCCGAAAAAGAUACCAACAUAGAAGCCAUUGGAUAUGUAAAAAAUUUACGACGUAAAUUAUUCAAUCAUAAAUAUUUUCAUAUUCAUGAUUUGAAAAUUCUGUUGGAAAAGAAUGAUAAAAAUUCCCGCGGAUUUUUGGACCUAACAGCAAUAUUUCAAAUUUUAAGAUCUUUAAAUAUUCGUACUGAUGAAAAACUAUUACAUCAAGCUAUGGUACAUUUGCAUAUUAUUGAUGAUGCAAAUUCAGGAAAGCAUAGAGUUAAUAUAGAUUUAUUUUGGAAAAUGUUGAAUUUUCAAUAUCCCCUGCCAAGCAUUAGCUGUGGCAAGUCGGAUGUUCCAUACGAUUUGAGAAAUAAUAACCCCACUGUAUAUCAAUCAUUUUGUCAAGAUCGCGAAAAGGAUUUGCCUAGAUCUAUUAGCGAGAAAUCACAUAAAGACCCUACAACCGCCGGCGAUUGUAUUUCACCGGAUAUAGUUGUAAGUUCGGGACUGGAUGAUAGGGAUUUUGAAAUCAAGCGUUCCAAAGAAGAACUUCAUAAAAUAUUUGGAAAUUUGCUAAAGGAGAUUUUUGAAGAUUUUUGGAAUGCGGCUGUGAACAAAUGUGGCGAUGAAGAUAAUACAAAAAUUAAUUUAUGA